Molecule: messenger RNA, 686 nt
Organism: Acanthopagrus latus (yellowfin seabream)
Lineage: Eukaryota; Metazoa; Chordata; Actinopteri; Spariformes; Sparidae
Gene: borcs7
Product: BLOC-1 related complex subunit 7
Exons: 5
Coding region: 54-365 (103 amino acids)
Cellular component (GO): BORC complex
Source: RefSeq, a predicted model, not a curated record
CGUUGUCGUCUAUUUUAGCCCUGCCCAGCCACCGUAGCUAGCCAAUACAGAAAAUGGCGUCAGCUGAGUCCCAGCCGCGCUUCGGCCAGUCUGUCAAAGGAUUAUUAUCUGAUAAAGUGGGCUCCUGUAGCGUGGAUGUGAUUGCACUGACCCGCCAAGUGCUGAAGGGAUCCCGCAGUCAGGAGCUUCUUGGUCAAGCUGCAAGAAAUAUGGUCAUUCAGGAGGAUGCCAUCCUGCACUCUGAAGAUAGUCUGAGGAAAAUGUCAAUUAUCACUACACAUUUACAAUACCAGCAGGAGGCCAUCCAAAAAAAUGUGGAGCACUCUAAAAACCUGCGGGACCAGCUGAGACACCUGCUCAAGUGAGGGAGCAGCAGGGGAUGUCAAACCCCCAGCCUCAGGAGGCUCCUGUGAUAACAAACACUGUCUUAACAGGAUGUUAAGAAUCAUCAGUGUUUUUAUUUAGGCCACAUGCCAUAUUUUGACUCCAUCCACAUAUUGCUGGCUGUGAAAGUGGGGACCGUCAUCAAUGUUUUGGAAUUGGUGUUGUGCUCUAUAUCAAACACAGUACAUGUGUUGAAUAAUUGCAUUGCAAAGCAAGGACCAUUUUUUCUUGAGUUGUGUAAAAUGUUUUGAUCACUGUAUUGUAUUAAUUUAUUAAAUACUUUGUUUCAUCUUGACUCCUCA